Myzus persicae (green peach aphid) is the source of this 2097-nucleotide messenger RNA. Its product is annotated as REST corepressor 2-like. Gene Ontology annotation, molecular function: transcription corepressor activity. Gene Ontology annotation, biological process: negative regulation of DNA-templated transcription; regulation of transcription by RNA polymerase II. The transcript is spliced from 11 exons. The record is from RefSeq and is a predicted model, not a curated record. NCBI's taxonomy places the organism in Eukaryota, Metazoa, Arthropoda, Insecta, Hemiptera, Aphididae. The coding region runs from base 294 to 1703 and encodes 469 amino acids. Gene Ontology annotation, cellular component: transcription regulator complex; histone deacetylase complex.
UAUUCGGGUUCGGCGUCAUAACAGGUAUAUAAUAUUAUACUGUCUAUAUGGGAAACGAACGAUCGUUUUUGUUCCAAGUUUUUCCUUUUUUUUUUUGAAUAUCUAGUAUUUUUGAAACCAGCGAUUUUAUUUUAAUCUUGGUUCCGGACGACCACAACGGCGGAGAAUCCAAACUUUUUGAAUUCUGAAGGCAGUCACGAUUCACGAGACGGCGGGUAAUAGUAAUGCACAACUCGAAUUGCCAAUUUUGGGUUCACUCGCUGUAGUAUGCGUUAGUAAUUUUCAAAGGAACUAUGGCUAACGAUAAUUUGGAAGAUUUGAAAAACGGCAAACGACCAGCAACGUCUGCAAAUGCUGAAAUAAUGGACAUCGACGAUCUCAUACAAGAAAAUGCUGAAAAAAUCAGAGUGGGACGUGAUUACCAGGCUGUCAUUCCAAAGCUAUUGGUACUCCCAAAAAAUAGACGCGAACGACUGAACAAAAAAGCACUAUUAGUUUGGUCUCCAACCGAUAAUAUUUCAGAAAUUAAAUUAAAUGAAUACAUAUUAUUAUCAAAAGAUAAAUAUGGUUACAACAGUGAACAGGCAUUGGGCAUGCUAUACUGGCAUCACCACGACAUGGACAAAGCUCUUAGUGAUCUAUCAAAUUUUGCACCUCUACCAGACGAUUGGUCGACCGAUGAUAAGGUUACUUUUGAAUCAGCAUUUAAUAGCAUUGGGAAGAAUUUCUUACGCAUCAAACAAAUGAUGCCUGAUAAACCAAUAGCAUCAUUAGUCAAAUAUUACUAUCUUUGGAAAAAUAAGAGAAAGAAGAGCAGUGUUAUAGACCGACAAGCUAAAAAAUUAGCAAAUGUCCGUGCAAAUGAAAAUCAAAACGGAAGUAGAGAAGGGUCCAGUUCGGCAGAGUCUGAGCCUGAUGACAAGAAGGACCUUGGGGAAGGAAGUUCAAAACAGUCUUGUUCAGUUUGUGGAGUUUUUGUUACUACUCUUCAUCCCACUCAAAAAGGAUCAAUGUGUGGCACAUGUCAUACACAUUUUCGGAGGACUAAUGGUGGUAUUAGACCAACAUUAGGUCCACCACGUCCAAACAAUCGCCAUUUGAAUGUUGCUCGUAAUAAGCGUUUACCACCACGAGGCAUGUAUGUUAAUCAUGAUGAUCUUCAAUCUAUUGCUUCUGGAUCCAAUGGUCAAGGAGACACUGUUUUAUCGGCCAUGGAAGAUGAGGUUGUAUCAUUAAAAUGCAAAAUACAGUCUAACAAACAAGAAAUUGGACAUGUGCAUAAGAAGCUUAAACUAGAUGUUACUGAACUUAGAAACAUUGAACCCACUACGACUCGCAUUAUUUCUCGUUGGAGCAAUGAAGAAGUUAUGCUUGCUAUUCAAGGAAUGCGCAAAUAUGGAAAAGAUUUCAAAGCCAUUGCUGAAACGAUGGGAACAAAAACUCAAAACCAUUUGAAAUCAUUUUAUUCUCAUUAUCGUAAGCGUUAUAAACUAGACUCAAUAGUUAAAAACUUUGAUGCUGAACAAAGUACAAUGAUCAUUGAGCUUAGUGAUGACGAUGAUGAACCGGUCAUCAGAAAAGAUGAGCCUUCAUCUACAAUAACAAGGCAGAGUACACCAUCGACUUUGGCUUCCGGAACUCGGCUUAUUAGUAACCUUACAUUGAACUCUAAAGCACAUCAAACGGCUGCUGCUGCAAAGUGAUACUCAUUUGAUCAUGAUGUAUUGGCUUCUAUUAUUUCUCACUGCCUUUUAUUUCCCAUAUUAUUUACCCUACUUAUCCAAUAAAUAAUAUCAAAUGCAUUACAACCAUUAUAUUAUAUUAUUUUAAAUAAUUUUAAAUUAACGGAUUUAUUUUAUAACCAAAUUUUACCCUGUAAUUGGAAUUUUUUGUAAGUAUUUAAAAAAUAUUGAUAGUCAACAAAAAUUAUUUUGUUAGAUUUUAUUUUUUCAUAAAUUUUUUUAAACUAAUAAAUUACGAUUUUGUGUUAAAUUUGUAUGUUAAAAAUUAGUAUUUUUAAUAUCUAAGGUUAAGUAAAAUUGUACAGUUUAAUUGUAAAUAUUGAAACAAUUAAAGAUUAAUAUUGUUGAUGUAUAA